GCCAUCCCUUCUUCCCCUCCUCCGAUCCAAACCCAAUUUAAUUUCCUUGACCGAAUAAACAAGAUCCCAUCAUUCAGAUUCCGGUAAAGCUUCCAUCUUUAUCGAUUCCGAUACGAAAUGGGUAACUGCCGAUCCUGCGAUUCCACACGCGUCGCCGGAGGCGGCGCGUCGACGGCGAAGCUGAUUCUCCAGGACGGCAGGCUCCAGGAGUUCUCUUAUCCGGUCAAGGCUUCGUUCGUCUUGCGGAUGAUUGAUACCCACGCGCCGCACUUCAUAUGCAACGCCGACGAGAUGGAGUUCGACGACGUCGUGUUGGCGGUGGACGACGAGGAGGAGUUGCAGCCGGGGCAGCUCUACUUCGCCCUCCCCGUUGCCUGGCUCCGACACCCUCUGCAGCCGGAGGAAAUGGCCGCAUUGGCCGUGAAGGCCAGCUCCGCAUUGAUGAAGACCUCCGCCGCCGGCGGCGGCGGCGGCGGCGUCUGCGAUAAAUCUGGGUGUCGACGGAAAUCGACGGAGUUGUUGUUUUCUGGGGAGGGUGAUGUCGGGAAGCACCGGCGGAGAGCGUCUGCUGGCGACGGCGGCGCCGCCGGUGGGGGGAGGAGUAGGAGACGGGGGAGCAGCGGCAGUGAGAAGAAGUUUGCGGCGAUGUUGAGCGCUAUACCGGAGUGAGCUGAGGGUAGUUUGGGAAUGACAAAAGAGUGUAAAUAUAUUAGAAGGAAGAUUCCAUGGAAAAUGAAUCCCUCUCUCUUGGUGGAGGAUGUCACCCAUUUAAGGGUGUAUUACAAUUUUACCCCUAGAUGAGUUGAUGAUGGCGAGGUUUCAUAUGAUGGUCGUGUUGGUGAUAAACUGAUAAUGAUUCUUCUCCUUCAUUAACGUUGAUUGCUGAACUCUGAAGUUUCUAAUUCCAGGCACGAAAAAGGCAGAGAAAGAAAGUUUAAUCACAAAUCACAAUACUAAGCAAUUACAAAUCCGAUGUUAAGACUGGUACCGAUAUUCGCUCUUAAGAUCUGCAAUCUUUGAAUACUAAUAGCAAACUGAUUCGAUCAUAGAAUCCCCACAUUUUUGUAAUGAAAUUAUGGCAGUGAAGAAUUAAAUUGCAUUUUAAUGU
Messenger RNA from Linum trigynum, 1108 nucleotides. NCBI's taxonomy places the organism in Eukaryota, Viridiplantae, Streptophyta, Magnoliopsida, Malpighiales, Linaceae. The record is from the annotation of a GenBank genome assembly.